Molecule: messenger RNA, 1848 nt
Organism: Uncinocarpus reesii 1704
Lineage: Eukaryota; Fungi; Ascomycota; Eurotiomycetes; Onygenales; Onygenaceae
Exons: 2
Coding region: 1-1848 (615 amino acids)
Source: RefSeq, a predicted model, not a curated record
AUGCAGUCGAGCGGCCAAACCUCUGCGAAAAUGAAGCAGCCAGAAAACCUGGAGAAUUCUAUCUCGCAAUAUCUCAACCAGCAUUCCUUGUCCGUACCAUUCAACGAUCUUCUAUCGCUACUCCCGUCUCUCCUAAAAGAGGCCAGAUACUCUGAAAUUUGGGGCAUUGAUUUGGCCAACGGCAGACGCGAUCAUGUCCACGCAAUUCUUGCAAAGUUCCUCAUCAAGGCCUCCGUGAUGCCCUCGUUGCUUGUCGAAAGGACUCAGUGGGCACUUCUUAAGACAUUGAAAUUGAGAGCCCUGGUGAAGCCUGCAAAGUUCGCUUUUUCCAACGCGCCGCAGUUGGCCGAAUUUGUCUAUAUCACCCGUUAUCAAAACCUCCAUGUGAUGUGGAUUCUCCUGGACGAGAAGAAAUUGAAACGGUAUCGUCAUCUAGUUCCGCGACUGAACUCACAGAAUCAGCUCAUGAACAUAGCCCAGGGAUUUGUCGAGACACUUGUAGAUAUCCUCUUUAAAGCUGCCUCUACUUUUAGCGAACUCCAAGCCGCGGUCGUCAUAGACUGCUAUCCACAUCAAUAUGAAAAAGGCCGCAAGAUCGAGCAUGGCUAUCGCACCGUGCUUAGAAACGGCAUUAACGACCUUAUUCCCCGGCUUGUCUCAGGCUACCCAGAACUUUUGUCCCGGCUUUUUAUUAUCAACCCAUGCCCCAAUGUUUUCUGCACCCUCCCGUUGCCUGACCACGUUCUCCAGUGCACUUGGAUUCUGGGAGAACCCAAAGAAGUCGCACAGCAUCUGGGUGACGAAGUGCCGCCCCGAUAUGGAGGCAGGGGCAAAUCGCUUAGCGAAAACGAUUGCCUCGCGGACGAAAGAUCCAAAGGCAUCAUUGCUCUAGGCAGCAAUGUGUCGCUCCAGGAACCUAUACCCGUUGGACAAGCUAUCGCGCAUUCCUCUGAGCAAUGGAGUUCCGAUUUGGAUACUCCGGAAAAGGAAAUCAAAAUACCUUUCAGCUUCUCUGAACGGAUCGGUUUUCCUACGUUUAUUCUAGACCCAAAGGAUUUAGAGACCUUUCCCGAGCUUUAUCCGGGCAAAGGGGGCGCACGUAUCGUUCCCAUAGCCGAUGGAAUGCUGGUGAAAUAUGGGCCUGGUGUACGGCUGGCUGAAGCUGAAGCGUUGCACCUGGCCUCGACAUCUACCACCAUUGUUACUCCGCAGUUGAUAGCCGCCUAUAUCCUAGAGGACGUAUGCUACAUCAUUAUGUCCUACGAAGAAGGGGCAGUGCUGAGUGACCUUUGGGAACGAACAACUCAGGAACAGCAAGAUAAGAUCGUUUCCCAAUUGCGGGACGCAGUGAACCAGAUGCGUGCUAUUAAAGGAGACUAUAUCGGCGGGAUUGGCCAUGUCGCAUGCCAGGAUCCUAUUUUUGACGCUGGCUGGGCCCCUCAGGGUUGUGUCUACGGCCCAUACGAGUCGGAAGAGGCGUUCAACGAAGGGAUCGUCAAGGCAAUGGAAGAUAGGUUCGCACCAAAACCAGGGGAGCAAGCAUCAACAUCAAGUAUUCCCGUAUCCGAGUACCUAACUCGUCAAACCCUUCGGAGCUUAAAGGGACACGAAAUUGUUUUUGCUCACGGGGACCUCAGCCCGGACAACAUUAUAGUCCGGCCGGAUUACACGAUAGUGAUUGUUGAUUGGGGACUGGCUGGAUUCUGGCCGGAAUACUGGGAGUAUUUUCGAGCAACAGUGACGAUUCCGAUUACAGAAGAUUGGGAUUUGGUGGUGGAGAAAUUCGUCCCGCCGUAUUACAUCGAAAGUACUAUCAUGUCGAAUACUGCAGCAGUCAUAUGGAACUGA